This is a messenger RNA of Tilletiaria anomala UBC 951, 1710 nucleotides long. RefSeq lists its product as uncharacterized. The record is from RefSeq and is a predicted model, not a curated record. The coding region runs from base 1 to 1710 and encodes 569 amino acids. The transcript has 3 exons. Lineage: Eukaryota; Fungi; Basidiomycota; Exobasidiomycetes; Georgefischeriales; Tilletiariaceae.
AUGACAGUCGCAGGUUUCGCAUCGCCGCCUCCGCCAGGCAAUUCAGGGGUGAGUCUGGUUAGCACGCCUUCGAGACCACCACCACCUCGGCUGCUAUGGAGAGGCUCGCUUCUCCUCCCUGACGGAACUGCCUUGCCAGGCGUGGCCUUUGUCUCGCACAGCCACCCCCUCUCUUCCGGUGCAGUCACGCUGGAAUCCGAGGGCAGGCCGUUUUCCAACACGAGAGAGGUGCAGCGGCCUGGGUUCGUUGACGAGGACGACGAUCUCUCCACCAAAGUCAUCGACGACCCGGCCAUUGAGGCGGACCUGUGCUUGGCGCUCGAGAUGGUUCGACACCGACCCCUUCGCAUCCUCGGAACGGAGAAGGAUACUCGAGGCAUGGUAGUCGAAGGGAAUUAUUCGAAAUCUAAGCCAACUGGUUAUGGUGGCGACACAAAAAACAUCGUCAAGUGGGAAUACAGCAUCGGGAUGCGGAUGUACAUCGACCCAGAGGAGGAGCGAACAUUGGAUUACUUCUCUGGCGCUUCCUCAUCCUCAUCGGCCCAAGAGCUUGCAAUUUUUGCCGCAUCGCGGUGUUCGAGCCACGUACAUGCGCUUGACCUCGUUCUUGGACGCAAGGUGGUCAGAAAGGCGCGCACGCGUAAACACGGUGCCGAUACCGGUUUUGGCUCAGAUAUGACAUGCGCCCUUCCCAGACACCCCUUCUCCCCCCGUCCCGAUGACCCCAUGCCAAGAACAAAUGCAUUCAUCACAAAACUCCAAACCCGGCCGCGUCAGCCCAUGAGCAGAGUUGCCAGCAAGUCUGUCGGUAAUUUUGCCGUUCCGCAUGUCCCUGCCCUCUCGAGCAGCGAUUUCGCUUGCAGUGGGUCUCUGAAAACAAGCACUUCGUCCUCAGACGUGAAUCGCACUCCUAGUCUUUCGGACGGAGGCGGAGUGAACCCAGCUUUUAGCUCUGCCAGCGGCAUGCGUGCACGCUCGACCAUUGCACGGAAGACCGUCAGCUCUGGCUCCGCAAUAGCCGCUGGGCUGUCCACAAGCGGCAAGCAGGGCAAUACCCCUGGCAGGAGGGGAGAAAAGCGGCCGCCAAGGAAGGAUCCUCUCCGACCUUCAUCAUACUCGUCCUCACUCCCAGGUGCGGGUGAGACGUCCCCGUCGGCUUCGCCAUCACGGAAGCGUCACGCAGACACCAUUCAGCUCGCGAUUCCAGUGGCGAAACGCAGCUCCUCUCGCGCUGCAUCCGCGACGCCCGGUCCCGAUUCGCCUGUUUUGGGCGCGGCCAGUAGCAUUGAGCUGCUUCGCGAAGGUAUGUCGCACUGCCAUUAUCGUGAAGUCUGCGUAGACAUGGACGCGGGCUCAGCGGGCACCAUGCCUGUCACUAGCGCCUACAACACCAUGGAGCAGAAGAACAGGACAACGAUCAAGAAGCUGGUACAUCAUCAGUUGUUGGGCCGCGGGUACGAGAAGAACGAUGCGGACUACAUCGCAUGCUACGGUGCAACUUGCUCGGGAACAGCCGUGGCGCUGCGACACGCACUUGCGAGCGUACCGGUCGACCGGGUCAGAGCUGCGACGCUGGUUCGCAUGCAUUUGGACCUGUACCUUGCGCCGACGCCAGUGGAAAGCGCCGCAAGCGGCACUGCGAAGGCAGAAACAUCUUUCAAGACGGAAUAUGAAACGACACCGCGCGUCAAGCUAGAGUCGCGCCCUUGA